Messenger RNA from Actinia tenebrosa (Australian red waratah sea anemone), 2387 nucleotides. RefSeq lists its product as uncharacterized. NCBI's taxonomy places the organism in Eukaryota, Metazoa, Cnidaria, Anthozoa, Actiniaria, Actiniidae. The record is from RefSeq and is a predicted model, not a curated record.
UGUAUUUUCUUGAGCAGGGAUUUCUUGACACAAUGCAUUCCUUGAAGACUGUGGCGGAAAAAGUCAAAAGAAGCCCACAAGUCAUAAGAAAAAAGAUCACUAAGCAAUAUGACAACUUGAACCAUCAUCAAGAGCUGAGGGAAGACUGGUUGCAUGAACCUGAACCGUUGCUUGAUGGUGUACCCUUUUAUGUCAAGAUUAAGAAGACAAAAGAAGAAAGUCAUUUACAAAAAGUUCUUCUUACUGUCACGACCAAACGUGUGACCAUUGAAGAUAUGAUUACUAAAGUUUCUUUAAUGGAAAUACCAAUUUAUAGGAUAUCUUACUGCACUGCCGACCCAAAUUAUCCUAAAAUCUUUGCAUUCAUCUCGAGAGAACCAAAAAGCAAGGUGCUCAAUUGCCAUGCGAUGCUAUGCAGCAAGGAGUCCAUGGCUCAAGCAAUAUCUCUAACCGUAGCGGAUGCAUUCUCGACAGCAUAUGAAUCAUAUGAAGAAGCAAAUCAAGUGAAGAUGACACAAGUACUUCAUGAAAUCAGUCCAGAGAAAGAGCAAAAAUCUUCAGAGAAAGAAAAACCAAUUUCGCUUUUAUCUCUAAGUCAAUCAUCCUCGAUGUCUAAUGAAACGAAAUCUCAAGAUCCUACUCUUGAAAAAAAUCCUUCCUUCGAAACUGAAAGCCUACUUAAAAAUAACAAUAGUUUGUUGCCUGAUUCGGGAAAUCCUUUUCAAAAAGUUGACUUUUCAAGCUCAAGUACGAAUCCAUUUUCACAAGCCAAGAUGUCGGGAUAUUCGUGUGAUGACAAUGGCAGGAGCCAACCUUGUAUUAAGGUUACCGGAGAUGAAUUCCUCGGUGCGUUGUCAUCAGGCUCAGUAAAUGAAUCUGCCAGUAGAAUGAAGGCGUUGGAUCUGGCCGUAGAUGACUUUGAUAACGAGUUUACACAGCUUGCCAAAUCCCGCUCAAGCAGCAACCUGUUCGAAACCCCUGUCCGAAGAAGCGAUUUCCAUGACGACGUCAAGACACUCAUGGCCAAUGAGCGGACAGCAAUGGAUCUAAUGAAAUCACAUUCACAUGAAGAUCUGUUAAUGUGAAACCCGUCAACAAAAAAGAAGUGGUUUACAAGGGGGUAACGAGAAAGUAAUAUAUAGGCGUUUUCCACGCGUCUGAAGCUACGGAUACACGUGCGCAGUGUUACAGGCUAUCGAUGUUGCGAGCCUUGUCACACGACGCAAUUCGUCACACGCGACGAUCCAAAAUUAGCAACAUUGCCUCCAAUAUUGCGCGUAUUGCGCGCAAUGUUGCAACGCCUUUAGCACCUUAUUACAUGAUAAAAUUGGAGCGUUAAUAAUGUCUAGUCGCUGGGUCAACAGACCCUAUUAAACUUGAGUAAUAUAUGAAACGAUGGCUACAAUCUAAUCUUGGUUGGACUUAAUGUGGUCAUACGUUUUCUGUUUUUAUCAGGAAGUCCAACCAUUUAAACCAUUGUUACAAGCGAAUUCGGAAAAGAUCUAUUAAGUCAAAUGAAGAUAAGAUAAAAUAAAUCGUCCUUGUUUUUAGAAUAACCAGUGACUAAAAAGCCUAUGACACUCAUUAUAUGAUCAAGCUAUGAUUAAGUAGACUUACAUCGACGACACGGCGGCCAUCUUGGAUUGCAAGGCAUUAUGGGUGCCAGGAGGGCAAAUAAAUCUGUGUUACAGUAUUGACAUCAAUUGAUAUUUAUAGCUCACCACAAGAGAAUACAACAUAAGAUGGGGAAAAAGAUGGCACCUCGAUCACCUUUACCCAUAAAAGAAAGACAAACACACGAAUGUCUUUAUAUUUUCAGUCAUCUUUGUUUAGUUUUGCCCCCUGGCAAGAUGGCCGCCGUAUAUCGUCGAAGUAGUUCAUUCCCAAUCUGCAUGUCAAAAAAAAGUCCCAUCUCCGACUCCGACGAAGGACUAGCGUCCGAAACGUCAGCAAGCUUUUUCAUCUUUUCACGGUGUACAAUUUACCUUUUCAUCAUUACUGUUUCAUUAGAAACACCGACGCAGCUCACACUAGUUUUUAGCUAGUUAUAUCUUCUCAUCUCUCGAGUAUGGAAGCUUUUUUGAUGUUAAUUUUCUUCUUAUUGUUUUGACUCCUCCAAGUUGAGAUUUUGUUCAAGGUGUUUAUAUCAAGAAAAUGAUUGUGAAUAAUAUUAAUUGUGAUUUCAUGUUUAGAAAAUGAUUGUAAAUAAUAUUACUUGUGAUUUCAUGUUUAGGUUCGCGUUGGUAUAGCGAUUCGAACUAAUUAUAGAACUUAAACAUAUUUAUUUUGAUAGAUCGAGAAAAUGUAUGUUUGUAAAUUCGUGAGAGUUUAUUAUUAUUAUUUUUGUAUUUUUGUCAAUCAUAUUAAAGCAACUACAACAUGCUUUU